Molecule: messenger RNA, 2120 nt
Organism: Salvelinus namaycush (lake trout)
Lineage: Eukaryota; Metazoa; Chordata; Actinopteri; Salmoniformes; Salmonidae
Product: spermatogenesis-associated protein 5-like protein 1
Exons: 8
Molecular function (GO): ATP hydrolysis activity; ATP binding
Source: RefSeq, a predicted model, not a curated record
UUCGACACGCAUGGCUGCGGUAAACAUAAAAAUGCAGCAUGAUAGCGUCUAGCUAGCUGUCAAACUAUUCGUCUAGUGAAAUAAGAGUGAAACAAACGUGGUUGAAGAUCGUUUAGUACUCAUAUUGCCUGCCAUGAAACCAGUAGACGACAAUGGUAUAUGGGUAUGGCCUAAGGGGGUACAAGGUCCGGACGAAUAGAAGAACUGAUGGUGAAGCUGUCGUGAUCCCCAACAACAUCCUACUGUGGCCACACAGCAGCAGAAUAUUCUACCCAGGACAGACCACCCGCUGCUAAAUCUGUAAUGCCAUGGACCACCAGGUGAAGGAUUGCAGGACAAGGGAACAGAGAGGUCAAGAGGAGAAACAUCACAAACCCGAGAGCAACAGCCACAAUGAAGAGGAGAACGAUGACAGCUUCGAGUCUGCCAGGGAAGAGCCAUCACGAGACACUUCCCUCCCUGAUGACACAGGUCCUGCAGCAGACUGGUCCACUCAAAUGGAGGCUCAUGAUGACGAUCCACCAAACCUUGCCAGUAUUCCGGCUGCCUCCCAUCUCCCUAGUGGCUACCCUCCUCUGCCCCCAGACACUUCCAGCUCCAACGAAGGUACCCAUCCAUCAAACAGUGACAAGCCUGUGUCUUCUCUCCAGCUGUGACGGCGAUGGAGGAGGAGGUGUCUCUGAGAGUGCUCCCAAUGGACCCAGCGGACCGGGGAACCCAGAGGGUCAGACUGGGCCCAGGGCUGAUGUCCUCCCUGGGGUUGGGGCUGGGCUCUCCUGUUCUGGUGGCUCUGUCUGGAGGGUCCUGUCUCUGUACUGCCUGGCCCAGGCCUGACCUGGCUGACGGAUUCAUACAGAUAGACAUGAAAUGUUGUUCUUCAAAUCUUAUCUUAAACAAAGCUACACCCACACACCUCAGCUCUAGCCCACUUCCCCCCAGCCCAUGCCUAAGUCGUAGCCUCACCCAAGUCUCCUGCCCCAAGCUGAAAGGCAUCAGAAUAACAGUGGUGGUUCAGAGUGUGGAGUUCCGGAAAACCACUCCUCCCAGUUUCAUCCAUGAACUAGUGAAGGACAUGCUGAAAGGGACAUAUGUCCACCAGAAGCACGUGAUAGAUGUGGGUGACCAUGACACGGACAUUAAACUGAUCGUCAUCGAGAGCCUGAACCCAGAGUCCACCGUGACUGGUUUGGUUACAUCUAAGACAGGGGUGGAAAUAAUGGGGACGAGGACCCUCCGAUACUACAGAGGACAGCUCCAGGAGCAGCCCCAGGUCCUACUGGGAGGACUGGAGGAGGUGUCAGCGUGUCUGAGAGAGAUGUUGCGCCUGCCUCUGCAGUACCCUGCUACCUUGGGCUCCCUGGGUCUGUCCUGCCCCAGAGGAGUGCUCCUUGCUGGGCCGCCGGGGGUCGGAAAGACCCUGCUGGUCCGCUGCCUGGUGGGGGAGGUGGGGGCCAGCCUGAUCACAGUCCGAGGACCAGAGGUAGUAGGGUCUCGGCCAGGGGAGAGUGAGGAGAGGUUGCGGGCGGUGUUUGGUCGGGCGCGGGCAGCGGCAGAGGAAGGGCCUUGUGUGUUGUUCCUGGAUGAGCUGGACUCUCUCUGUCCCAGACGGACUGGAUCCUCCGCACCCGAGAACCGGCUGGUCGCUCAACUGCUCACGCUCAUGGACGGCAUGGACCAAUCAGAUCGCUUCCUCAUCGUAGGAGCCACUAAUCAGCCGGACAGCUUGGACCCGGCGCUACGGAGGCCCGGGAGGUUCGACAGAGAGGUAGUCAUUGGUGGUUAUCGGUGCCCCACAGCACAGCAGCGGUUAUCCAUCCUGUCAGUGCUGUGCCGGGCCAUGCCAGUGUGUGUCAGUGUGGACUGGGCAGAGCUGGCCCAGAGGACUACAGGGUAUGUGGGUGCUGACCUCAGUGCUCUCUGCCGUGAGGCUGCCAUGCUGGCUAUACGACACAACACACAGGGUUCAGGGGAGCAGACUAUCACCAUGGAACACUUCCUGUCUGCCCUGAAGACUGUCCGUCCAUCCUGUCUGAGGGGCAGUCUGGGACGGACAGACCUCCCAGCCGUCUCCUGGGAACAGAUAGGAGGCCUGGAGGAAGUCAAAGUCAAAACUACAACAG